UAAGAAGUUAUCGCAGGAAAAUAUUGAAUUACAAAGUCAAAGUCAAACUUUACUUAGGCAUAGUGAAAACCUAGAAAAGGCCCUAAUAAACGCCAGAACACAGGAUGUUAUAAAGCCGGAAAACAUACAAAAGGAAUAUAAUGAUAUGUUAGCGGAAAUUGACGAUAUGAAAAAAGAAAAAAGCCGAAGUGUGAAUAAAAUUCGUGAACUGUUAGAUAGACUAGAUAAAUCGGAGGAUAUUAUAGCAAGCCUUAGUGAAGAUUUACUGGCUCGUGAAGACAGAAUUGCAAUGUUGGAAAAUCAUAUUAAUGAACUAGAAGAAGAAGUAAAGAAAUUACACGAUUGUUUAGAUGAAGUAGUAAACACUGGCGAACAAAUUAAACAGCACAGCUAUGAAAAGAUUGACCAGUCUCUAAAAAGAAUGGAAGCGCACCACUCAAAAGCAACACAUAAUAUGAAAAUGGAGCUGGUCAAACUUCAAAAUAAAAAUAUGAAAUUACAAGAACAACUAUCGGCGACACAGUUAAAGACUGAAGAAACAUUAAUUGGCCAAAAUAAAUACAUAUCUCAAAUUAAUUAUUUACAAAAUGAGAGAGAAAUCAUCGUCGAUGACAUUAGACAAUUAGAACUUAACAAUGUCGGUGAUAGCGCCUUAUCACCAACUAAUUGUAAUUUAAGUGAUAUUCGAAAUUCACUAAAUCGUAUUAGUAAAUACAUAGAUGCAAAGUGUUCAAAAAGUACUUCAUUAGAACAGACAUUACUUAAAAUGCAAACAUCAUCGCAAUUACUACUUAGUAAAGCUGAUGAAGCGAAAAAAAUAGUCGAAAUAGAAAAACAAAAAAUAAUAAACGAGAAAGAAGAUGCUAUAAGAGAUAGAGUUAAUAUGGAAAAUCAACUUGAAAAUCUUAAAAAAACACUCGAGCAAAAAAUUUCUCGUGAUCAGAAUGUAAUAACUGACUUACAAGCAGAAAUAUUAAAUAAAGACCUGAUUAUCAAAAAAAUAAACGAAACAACACAAACCUACAUAUCUAAACUUGAAACUGAAAUGCAAUCUCUACAAGAGCUUUAUAAAAAUUCUACAGAAAAAAUAACCGAGUUGCAAGAAAAGUUAAUUAAUAUGUCUAAAGAUAAAAAUAACGAUGUGGAAGUAAUGAAAAAAUGUAAAAUUGCAUUAGAAAAGAAAUCUCAGGAAAUUUCAGAUUUACAAAACGAGCUACAAAUUUUGAAAACAAAUCACUAACAAAUAUAGGAGUUCAAACAGUAUAUAAUCAAUCCCGAAAAAAUAUAGCAUCGCAAACUGAAGCCUCGUUAGCUUACACAGAGUAUGAAAGAUCAGGAAUUAAAGAUAAAAUUAUGGAUGACGUAGA
Molecule: messenger RNA, 1367 nt
Organism: Manduca sexta (tobacco hornworm)
Lineage: Eukaryota; Metazoa; Arthropoda; Insecta; Lepidoptera; Sphingidae
Product: chromosome partition protein Smc-like
Exons: 4
Coding region: 146-1240 (364 amino acids)
Source: RefSeq, a predicted model, not a curated record